AUGGAUUACGGACUCACAGAAGAAGAAAGUGAGCGGCUGAAAUAUGCCAAAAAAUGGCUGAGGCAGGCUCUAAAGAUGAGCAACGGUGAGCUCUAUAACACGGAAGUAUACUGGAACUACGUUCAAAUGAAGUUAGACUACCAGCAAGAGGUCUAUACUUUACUAUUAAAGAGAGCAAAUGCGGCAUACCUUAACGAUGGAUCUCACCAAGAAGUAGCUCGCAGGCAGCAAUCGGCGCAGAGAAAACAAGAUCGACAACGAGCACGAAACAUCGUCCGAUCCUUUUCAAAAGCCGGCGACCUCCCCAUGGUACGUGUUGCGUAUGCGGAACUUCUGACACUCCUGAAGAUAAGAAUGUUUUGCUUCAACGAACGGAAUUUUCUUUCAAACCUAAAGAGGGCGUAUGGCACCAUAAAGAAUGAAGACCUACAAUAUUACUGGGAUGUCUUCCAUAAUACCUUAAUCAUACAUGAAGUCUUCUCGGCAGCCCGUAUAUUCCCCUUGUCCUACGGACAAAGCACGAUGACCUACAUCUUUGGCCCAGAUGCAAACGGUGAAAUCAACUCAGCACGCAACGGCUUACUUGUUCAACGCCCUUUUGCGUCAAGAUUUGAUGCUCACAAGUUCUCCAUCGUACCCCAGGACCCCAACUCUAGCGAUCCUCAGGAAUGGAAGGCCGUUCCUAUCGGUGAACCCCGUCCUUAUGAUGAGUUUUUCUGUGGGAAGAAACUCAUAUUUCUUACUGAAGCGCGUCCAAGCGCUAGAUACCUAUAUUUCCACUAUAUCGUGUCCUUGAUAUCACAUUAUCAGGAGCGAAAACGCGAUGGCAUCGCUGCGCCCCCAGACCCUUACAUUCCGAGGCUGUCGACAGUCUGGGGGACUGGUAAGAGGUAUUUACGCGAAAGCGUCGUGCUAGGGCUUGUUGAAGAGCUGGGUGACAUUCUGCCAGAUGAAAUGAAAGCGGACAUGCUGGAUCAUUGCUUCAAACCGAGUGAGGCUAACCACGAUAAUGAAAUUGCAGAAAUUUCACGUUCUGUGGAAGAAAUAGAUUUAGGGAGUGAUGACGAGGAGUAUGAGAUGGAAAUUGCCCCCGAAUACUACCCAGAAAACUCGGAAGAUGAUUAUAUCUAUACCGCUUACAACUCUGAUGGCGAGACUGAGGAUGGAGAUGAGUAG
Molecule: messenger RNA, 1176 nt
Organism: Microsporum canis CBS 113480
Lineage: Eukaryota; Fungi; Ascomycota; Eurotiomycetes; Onygenales; Arthrodermataceae
Exons: 2
Coding region: 1-1176 (391 amino acids)
Source: RefSeq, a predicted model, not a curated record